Lingula anatina is the source of this 618-nucleotide messenger RNA. RefSeq lists its product as uncharacterized. The record is from RefSeq and is a predicted model, not a curated record. Lineage: Eukaryota; Metazoa; Brachiopoda; Lingulata; Lingulida; Lingulidae.
AUGGUGCACGUGGUCAUCGUCUGUGGAAAGGUGAAUGGUGUCGUAGAAUGUUUCUCAAAGGAUUUUGACAGAAACGAGGGUUAUGAGCCAGCCACCAGUGCAGGAAUGAAGGGGACGCCGCAUCCCGCCCCCGUGCCUUCUCCGUACUACCAUCCCCCCUCAUACGGCUCCCAGUAUGGAUAUGCACCACCACCACCCAAAAAACGUAGGAGCCCGCUAAAUUUUUACUUUGGGGCCUGCAAUUCCCCAAAAAGCUGGCAAAGGGACAUCAUCUUGUUGGAGACGUCAAUGAAAAGACACAGAAUGAAGGUGCUGCCUGCGCUGUGUAUGGUAGCCAGCUUCUUGUUCUGGGAACAAACUCUCGCUGCUGAACUUGAGCUGAAUCAACCCUGCGACCCCCAACAGGACGUUUGCAUCGCAAAGUACUCCAGUUGUUCCACGCUGCUAGGAAACGUUAAUGGAGAAAAAUACAGCAUAGUGGAGAAAAAGGCUGGAGUACUCGAGGUCCCGGGGAGCGGCCGCGUCUGCACCUGCCUGCCAGGAUUCAGUGCAAUAGCCCUAGGUCAGGGUGCUGGUGCCCGACUGGAAUGUGUCCCUGGUGAGGAAACCAGCGUGUAA